AUGUCCAAUGUGCACACCCGUCUACAGCGUCUGAUUGUGAAAUGUUCCAACAAUACAGAAGGUAUGAACGUGCAACCGGACAGCUUGGAAGAUUACGGUGAGCCCGUAUUCCUGAAACGACGUGUUAUCCCCUAUGGCCAACGUGAGGGUGUACUGCAGACCCUUGAAAAAAUGGAACACGACAAAGUAAUCACUCGAGUCACAUCCAGAAUAUUCCGGGCGGCUAUUGACGGAGUCUUUCGUGGACCCGAUGGCGUGUUAGCGUUACAAUACGACGUCAUUGUGUUUGGUAAAACGAAGGCCGAGCAUGACGAUAGACGCCUCAAACUAUUCGAGCGUUUUGCCCCAAAUAAUGUGUCAAUUCGCGCUUCUAGAUGCGUGUUCAGUGAACCAUAA
Echinostoma caproni is the source of this 396-nucleotide messenger RNA. Lineage: Eukaryota; Metazoa; Platyhelminthes; Trematoda; Plagiorchiida; Echinostomatidae. The record is from the annotation of a GenBank genome assembly.